AAGCACAUAAACACCAUAAACGCGUAGGGAUUAAUAAGACAGUCGUAUGGCUAAACUGAAAUCACCAGUCACUUUUAGUGAAAAACAGAUUUCCUAACUGGGGAAUUUUCGUCAGUAUGGUUUGCGAUUCUGUUUCUUUCGUAGUGCAGUUUGGUGUCCCUCCCCUAGUUUCCUGGUUUGGUGUAAACAUCAAAACUUAACCUUAAAACCUAAAACCUCAAAACUAAAGCGCCAAAAUAACGUUAGUAGUGAUAAGUUGUAGAUAGUGAUAAGAAUUGGCAAACGCUUUACUAACUUCAGCGAUGUUACUAUGUCUGAUGCAUCGUGUAAUCGUUAUCUUCCUAAAAAGCUGAAUCAAACAAAAAUCAGCUCGUAUUUCACAGAAUGCAUUAAGACGCUACCUGUAGAAUCAGCAAAACGGUCGCCUAGUAAGGGCAAAAGGAACCUUCGAAGUCGUAGGAAACUGGUGUUUUCUAGUUCAUCAAGUGCAGACACAGAGAAAAGCAGAGAAAUUAACAGAAAAUAUUUACCCACAAAGUUGUCAGACGAUAUGUCAUCACUUAUAGCUGAAAUUCCAAAAAGAAAAUUACCUGCCCCAAUAUUUUCAGAUGACGAAGAUUCCGAAAAUGAUCAGGGUACUUUAAACUCGCCAAAGAAAAGAGGAGGCGAUGACGUCACUACAAAACAGUCAAACAGUGUACUAAUUUCUCUGAACAAACCGGGUCCUAGUAAAUCCCCUCGAAAAAAAUUUGCAAGUUCAACUCCCCUAAGGUCAUCAAAUUUAUUAACGUCAUCUUUUAAUGAGAAUUUGGAUGUAGGAGCUGCAUGUAGUGUUGCUACCACAAGUGAAAGUAUUUCUUUGAACAAACCGGGUCCUAGUAAAUCCCCUAGAAAAAAAUUUGCAAGUUCAACUCCCCUAAGGUCGUCAAAUUUGUUAACGUCAUCUUUUAACGAGAAUUUGGAUGUAGGAGCUUCAUGUAGUGUCGCUACCACAAGUGAAGAUGCUUCUGUUAACGAAAGUCCAAAAGCAGUCCGUGCAGUAAAAAAUGUUGACGGAAGUCCGAAAGCAGUUCGCGUACUACAAAAUGUUGUCAUACAAUCUCCAAAAAAAUCCCCACAAAAAGAACCGGUUAAAGAUGAAACAAAAAAACUGAAUUAUGAACAACUAAAAGUAUUCAGAGAAUUUUUUGUUAAUAUUUUAAAACAGAACCACUUGUUGACUUUACUGAGUUCUAGCGAUCAACAAUUGUUACAUAAAUUUUUUAACAUAGAGAAGAAUUAUCAAUAUCUUUGCAUAAAAUUAUUUCUUUGGAAGCCCAUUUGGUAUAAUAUUUUUAAAUAUGUCGAAAAAAUUGGUCUCACGAUGAGUGAUUCAGAAGUCACUGUGAUGUAUGAUUAUUUAAAAGAUAAUGGUUUUGUUGAGAUAGAUUAUAUGAGAGAAGAUUUAUUUACUUUGUUGGAUUUGUUAAGUUUGAAAGAUUUAAGAGAUAUAGGACGUAGUUUUAAAUUUCCAAAUGUUAGUGGUCCCAAAGAUAUCAUAGUAGCUAAAUUAAUAAAAAACACGAAAACUCAAAUAACAUUGACAUCCAACAUGAAUGCAGAGGAUAUUUUGAGAAAACGAAUUAAAGAAAGAAUGGGGUUUUGUGUGAAGUUGUCAACCAAUCUUAAUAAGUGCUUAUACUUUGUCUAUCUUUUAAAUACGUUUAGCAAUUCUUCACUCAGUGACCCUCACGACUACUUCAAAGAUGUUAGUUUUUUUAAUAUCGUUUUUCCUACGUAUAAUAUUGAAAACUUUCAUAUUUUUUAUACACCACAAGAAUUUGCACGAUUUGCUGAUGCCGUGAAGUUACGUAGUGAAUUAGAAAAAGUUGUGGAAAAACGUACACUAAAUCACAUUUUCGAAAUAUGCAGGUGUGGGUACAACAGGUUGAAAGAACUCAAUGAAGAGUUUGGAACUUCGUUUGAUGUUUCCAAUAGGCCACCGCAUCUGGAACGUUUUACUCCAAAUGCCCAGUACAUUUACAUUUUAUCAAGCGGUUCUAAACACAUAACGACGACUUACUUUAGUCACGUUGUGCAGUGGUAUGAAUAUCUGAUAUCGCAGAAUUACUGUGUACAUAAACGGGGCGAGUGGUAUGAGCAUUUAGCGUUGGUGUACACCAUGUAUGUCAAAGAUUAUGAGAGGGCUGCCAAAUUAAUAAUCAAAGCGUUUACAGAAGACAGAGAUCAUUUGUCUGACAUUCAGUUACAAGAACUUUUACACAGAGGAAAAAUGCUUAACCGAAAAACCUAUAAUUUGCCACCUUUAUACCAUGAUGAAAUCGUCUCUUUAUCUCCCCCAUCAUGUGACCGCGUUUGGCCUCAGGAUGUCAUAGAUUGUAAAUCUAUGACUAGUCAGGAACCAGGACGUAGAAGAAUGUACGCCCAUCAAUGCGAAAAUGGAGAUGUGAAUUAUCUGACUGUUGAACAGACGGCCCUUCAGUAUUAUCGCACUGUAGGAUUUCCAGAUGGCGAACACUGUGAAGGAAAUUUGAUCAUUGCCUCAUUUUGUCUGUUAUUUUGGGACAUAAUUUAUGAAGAUUAUGUUAAAGGAACAUUUGUUUCUAAAGUACAAAGUGCACCGCUGGAUAUGUAUUCCAGUCAUUUUUAUAAAAACCGAGAACGUAGAAUUAAAAGGCGUUUAAGUGACAUUGAGCAUAAAUGGACGGAAGAAAUUUUUAGGAGAAGACUAUUUGAUAGAUGGACUCUUCAUUCUCACGAAACUUCACUGUGUUCAUUGGAUGCAGUUGUGGAUAAACCUGAACGUCUUUACAAUGCAAUUACGUGCAUUGGGAGGGAUGUUCUGGGAAAAAUUUUUGAAAGGCUUGUGAAGAAUUUUAAAUAUUAUCGUAGCGGUUUUCCAGAUUUGAUCGUGUGGAACUUGCCAGAGAAAAAGGCGAAAUUUGUGGAAGUAAAAAGCGAAAAUGACAAACUUUCUAUUAAACAGAAACUAUGGCUUAAUUAUUUGAUCGAAAUAGGGGCAAAUGCGGCUGUAUGUCAUGUAGAACCAAAGUCAUCCAAAAAGAAGAAUCGUACAACUGGGAACAACUCAUAAAUGUGAUGCAAUGAAUGUGCCAUUUUAAUAAAAUUUAGUAUAGAGAACUAUUUUUAUAUACCUAGUUUAUGCAUUGACAGUUUAUUAUGUAUGUUUUUUCUUUGAAUUUUUUUUCUGUUUUUUUUUAUCAAAUUAUUAUAAAUUUAUAAAUCCCUCAUUUUCGGGACAAUUAAUUUUUAAAAAGA
Molecule: messenger RNA, 3279 nt
Organism: Zophobas morio
Lineage: Eukaryota; Metazoa; Arthropoda; Insecta; Coleoptera; Tenebrionidae
Product: fanconi-associated nuclease 1-like
Exons: 8
Coding region: 311-3094 (927 amino acids)
Biological process (GO): interstrand cross-link repair
Cellular component (GO): nucleus
Molecular function (GO): 5'-flap endonuclease activity; 5'-3' exonuclease activity; flap-structured DNA binding
Source: RefSeq, a predicted model, not a curated record